GCCGCGGUGCAUUCUGGGUCCUGGCAAUAUGGCGUCCUCCUUGAUGUGCUGAUGAGAUGAGUUUCCCUGUAGCUCCAAACCAGAGGGCAAAGCUCCCCUGACCCAGUAAGCCCUCAUUGUCCGUUUUCUCCGUGGUUCCGUGUCGCCCGUUUCUCAGGACUCGUUCUCAGGCAGGGGAGAGCCUCGGGGCUGAAAGCCAGGACCAGCCAGGCCGCGCGGACCUGAGGUUGAGGAACCGGGUGCGGGCGAGCACGAUGGGCCGGUCCUGGCUCUGGUUGCGGCAGCUCAGACGAGUGCGGGACCCGCAGGGCUGAGAGUGGCUGGAGGAGACCCUGGGCCCUUUGAACCCGAUCCCUUGGCUGGAGACCUCGGCCCAGUGGGCGAACCGGCACCAAGAGCGGCCUGCCUGUCCUCGGAACUGCUGAGGCGUUGGAGGCCGAGAGCAGGGUCAUCGUGAGGCCUGAAGUCUCUUACGCUUUUGACAGCUCCGCUUGCAGCCCCUCUGGAAACGUGCAGCCCCAGGAGCAGCCAGUGGCUUGAGACUUGGGCUGGUGUGUCUGCGGAGCUUCUUGGGCUGCCCCAUUUCCUAGCGGCCCCCACCUCCCCACUUCCCGCCCAGAGUUAGCGAUAAGGAUCUCAGACUUUUUGCCUGAGUAGGGGUCUCUGCACUCUCCAUCCAUUUGUUUUUCGAUUUCCCGUUUUUCUGUUACUUAUUUCACCAAUUCUGGUACACGCUAGUUUUUAAGGCUGGAGGUUCUUGAGCGCUUGCUGCCAAGGACUCCCCCACCCCCUCCCCCACUGAUGGAGUCCGAAAUGCUGCAGUCGCCUCUUCUGGGCCUGGGGGAGGAAGAUGAGGCUGAUCUUACAGACUGGAACCUACCUUUGGCUUUUAUGAAAAAGAGGCACUGUGAGAAAAUUGAAGGCUCCAAAUCCUUAGCUCAGAGCUGGAGGAUGAAGGAUCGGAUGAAGACAGUCAGUGUUGCCUUAGUUUUGUGCCUGAAUGUUGGUGUGGACCCUCCCGAUGUGGUGAAGACCACGCCCUGUGCGCGCUUGGAAUGCUGGAUUGAUCCUCUGUCGAUGGGUCCUCAGAAAGCUCUGGAAACCAUCGGUGCAAAUUUACAGAAGCAGUACGAGAACUGGCAGCCAAGGGCCCGGUACAAGCAGAGCCUUGACCCGACUGUGGAUGAAGUCAAGAAGCUCUGCACGUCCCUACGUCGCAACGCCAAAGAGGAGCGAGUCCUCUUUCACUACAAUGGCCACGGGGUGCCCCGGCCCACAGUGAACGGGGAGGUCUGGGUCUUCAACAAGAACUACACGCAGUACAUCCCUCUGUCCAUAUAUGACCUGCAGACAUGGAUGGGCAGCCCGUCGAUCUUCGUCUAUGACUGCUCCAACGCUGGCUUGAUCGUCAAGUCCUUCAAGCAGUUCGCACUACAGCGGGAGCAGGAGCUGGAGGUAGCUGCAAUCAACCCAAAUCACCCUCUUGCUCAGAUGCCUUUGCCUCCAUCAAUGAAAAACUGCAUCCAGCUGGCAGCCUGCGAGGCCACCGAGCUGCUGCCCAUGAUCCCUGACCUCCCGGCUGACCUGUUCACCUCCUGCCUCACCACGCCCAUCAAGAUCGCCCUGCGCUGGUUUUGCAUGCAGAAAUGUGUCAGUCUGGUGCCUGGCGUCACACUGGAUUUGAUAGAAAAGAUCCCUGGCCGCCUGAACGACAGGAGGACGCCCCUGGGUGAGCUGAACUGGAUCUUCACAGCCAUCACAGACACCAUCGCGUGGAACGUGCUCCCUCGGGAUCUCUUCCAAAAGCUCUUCAGACAGGACUUACUGGUGGCUAGUCUGUUUCGAAAUUUUUUAUUGGCGGAAAGGAUUAUGAGGUCGUACAACUGCACUCCCGUCAGCAGCCCGCGUCUGCCGCCCACGUACAUGCAUGCGAUGUGGCAAGCCUGGGACCUGGCUGUUGACAUCUGUCUGUCUCAGCUGCCGACGAUCAUCGAGGAAGGCACUGCGUUUCGGCACAGCCCGUUCUUCGCCGAGCAGCUGACCGCUUUCCAGGUGUGGCUCACCAUGGGCGUGGAGAACCGGAACCCACCGGAACAGCUGCCCAUCGUCCUGCAGGUGCUGUUAAGCCAAGUGCACCGGCUGAGAGCAUUGGACUUGCUUGGAAGAUUUUUGGACCUGGGUCCCUGGGCAGUGAGCCUGGCCUUGUCUGUCGGCAUCUUCCCCUAUGUGCUGAAGCUGCUCCAGAGCUCGGCCCGAGAGCUGCGGCCACUUCUCGUUUUCAUCUGGGCCAAGAUCCUCGCAGUGGACAGCUCGUGCCAGGCGGACCUCGUGAAGGACAACGGCCACAAGUACUUCCUGUCGGUCCUGGCGGACCCCUACAUGCCAACUAGCAAGCACUGGCACAUCUCUAAUGUGAUGGUUCCGGCACCUAGGAAGGUCUUGGAACACAACAAGAUAUCGAAGCACCUCGUUUCAGGAAGGAAGGGAGAGAGGAAAGCCGAACACAGGACCAUGACGGCUUUCAUUCUCGCCGUGAUCGUCAACAGCUAUAACACGGGGCAGGAAGCCUGCCUUCAGGGAAACCUCAUUGCCAUCUGCCUGGAGCAGCUCAACGACCCGCACCCCUUGCUGCGCCAGUGGGUGGCCAUCUGCCUCGGCAGGAUCUGGCAGAACUUCGACUCGGCGAGGUGGUGCGGCGUGAGGGACAGCGCUCAUGAGAAGCUCUACAGCCUCCUCUCCGACCCCAUUCCCGAGGUCCGCUGCGCGGCGGUCUUCGCCCUUGGCACGUUCGUGGGCAACUCUGCAGAGAGAACGGACCACUCCACCACCAUUGACCACAACGUGGCCAUGAUGCUGGCCCAGCUGGUCAGCGACGGGAGCCCCAUGGUCCGGAAGGAGCUGGUGGUGGCUCUGAGUCAUCUCGUGGUUCAGUACGAAAGCAAUUUCUGCACCGUGGCCCUGCAGUUUAUAGAAGAGGAAAAGAACUACCCCUUGCCUUCUCCAGCGACCACAGAGGGAGGGAGUCUGACCCCAGUGCGAGACAGCCCGUGCACCCCCAGACUUCGUUCCGUGAGCUCCUACGGAAACAUCCGUGCUGUCGCCACAGCCAGGAGCCUCAACAAAUCUUUGCAGAACCUGAGCUUGACAGAGGAAUCCGGUGGCGCGGUGGCGUUCUCCCCUGGAAACCUCAGCACCAGCAGCAGUGCCAGCAGUACCCUGGGCAGCCCCGAGAAUGAGGAGCACAUCCUGUCCUUCGAGACCAUCGACAAGAUGCGCCGCGCCAGCUCCUACUCCUCCCUCAACUCCCUCAUCGGAGUUUCCUUUAAUAGCGUUUACACUCAGAUUUGGAGAGUCCUGCUGCACCUGGCUGCUGACCCCUAUCCAGAGGUCUCAGACGUGGCCAUGAAAGUCCUCAACAGCAUCGCCUACAAGGCCACCGUGAAUGCCCGGCCGCAGCGCGUCCUGGACACCUCCUCCCUCACACAGUCGGCCCCUGCCAGCCCCACCAACAAGGGUGUGCACAUCCACCAGGCGGGGGGCUCCCCUCCAGCGUCCAGCACCAGCAGCUCCAGCCUGACCAACGACGUGGCCAAGCAGCCAGUCAGUCGAGACCUGCCUUCUGGCCGGCCGGGCACCACAGGCCCUGCAGGGGCACAGUACACCCCUCACUCCCACCAGUUCCCCCGGACACGGAAGAUGUUCGACAAGGGCCCAGAGCAGACUGCAGACGACGCAGACGAUGCUGCUGGACACAAAAGCUUCAUCUCCGCCACGGUGCAGACGGGGUUCUGCGACUGGAGUGCCCGCUAUUUCGCCCAGCCCGUCAUGAAGAUCCCAGAAGAGCACGACCUGGAGAGUCAGAUCCGCAAGGAGCGGGAGUGGCGGUUCCUGCGAAACAGCCGCGUCAGGAGGCAGGCCCAGCAAGUCAUCCAGAAGGGCAUUACGAGAUUGGACGACCAGAUAUUUCUGAACAGGAAUCCCGGCGUCCCCUCUGUGGUGAAGUUCCACCCCUUCACACCGUGCAUCGCCGUAGCCGACAAGGACAGCAUCUGCUUUUGGGACUGGGAGAAAGGGGAGAAACUGGACUAUUUCCACAAUGGGAACCCUCGGUACACAAGGGUCACUGCCAUGGAGUAUCUGAACGGUCAGGACUGCUCACUCCUGCUGACGGCCACAGACGACGGUGCCAUCAGGGUCUGGAAGAAUUUUGCUGAUUUGGAAAAGAACCCAGAGAUGGUGACCGCGUGGCAGGGGCUCUCGGACAUGCUGCCAACAACACGAGGAGCUGGGAUGGUGGUGGACUGGGAGCAGGAGACCGGUCUCCUCAUGAGCUCGGGGGACGUGCGGAUCGUCCGGAUCUGGGACACAGACCGUGAGAUGAAGGUGCAGGACAUCCCCACGGGAGCAGACAGCUGCGUGACGAGUCUGUCCUGUGAUUCCCACCGCUCACUCAUCGUGGCUGGCCUCGGUGAUGGCUCCAUCCGCGUCUAUGACAGAAGGAUGGCACUCAGCGAAUGCCGCGUCAUGACGUACCGGGAGCACACAGCCUGGGUGGUGAAGGCCUCCCUGCAGAAGCGCCCCGACGGCCACAUCGUGAGCGUGAGCGUCAACGGAGACGUGCGCAUCUUUGAUCCCCGGAUGCCCGAGUCAGUGAAUGUGCUUCAGAUCGUGAAGGGGCUGACAGCCCUGGACAUCCACCCCCAGGCGGACCUGAUCGCAUGUGGCUCCGUCAAUCAGUUCACCGCCAUCUACAAUGGGGGCGGCGAGCUGAUCAACAACAUCAAGUACUACGACGGCUUCAUGGGCCAGCGGGUCGGCGCCAUCAGCUGCCUGGCCUUCCACCCACACUGGCCUCACCUGGCCGUGGGAAGCAACGACUACUACAUCUCCGUGUACUCGGUGGAGAAGCGCGUCAGAUAGCGGCGCGACCCGGGCCACCAGGCCACGGCCGCCUGCUGUACAUAGUGAAGCUGCCACUUGCCGGGGCGCGGGAUGUCGGCUGCUGCGGCCCCACAGUGUGAACGUUGGCUGCUGCCUUAGCUGCUGAUGACGGCAGGAGGGCCCUGCUACUCGCUUUUGUCUGUCUUCGCUGUCGUGUCCGGAACGUCAGGGAUGGGGAGGGCUUGGGUUGACAGUGGCUUCCCACUGAGCACCAGCAUCCAGGUGCACCCCCGCGGCCGCAGCGCCUCUGUCCCUCUCCUGUUCUGUUUCUCCGAGACGUUGAAAGGGGCAACACCUCAUUUUAUUUCCAUGUAAUCAGAGCAUUAGCUGCAGCAAAACCCCCAGAGCGAGCCCUGGAGGAGAGGCAGGCGCUGGGGCUCCUGCGGGUCCCUGGAGCAGCCGUCCCCAUCAGGCCAAGAGCGAGCGAGAGGUGCUGCCCAGCCAGGCCCACCGCCUCUCACAGUCAGUGCACGCAAGCAGGGACAUUUCCUAGCCGGCUGGGGCACACUGGAAAUUCGGGAAACCAAGAGAGGGGAAGAAGGAGACGCCCCUCUAGCUGGCGGUAUGAAGAAAGCCGCCCGGGGGGCCGGGCUGUCCUUGGCUGCUGGCCACAUCACUGAACGGGAGGAGCGCAGCGCCUCCUCCACAGCCCACCCUUCCUGCACCUCCAGGUCUCUAGACUCUAGUUUUGGCCCUUCUCACGCAGUGCUGUCAGCAGGGGCCUCAGUGGCCACGCACAGGAGAGGCAGGUCCUUGGCAGUGUAGCCCCUGCCUUAAUCCACAGGGCUCCUUUCCCUCCGAAGGGCUGCUCUUCCCCGCGUGCGCAGGGACGGUGGCCCGGCCUGUGGUCUCCGUGCCUGUGCCCGCACACGGGUGUAGCACACGCAUGUGCGGGCACCACGGCUGGCACCCUGGGGGCACAGAUGCAGGCGGCGUGGUCUCCCUGCUCUGUCCGCACACGUUCAUCACACACAGGUGAGAGGCACUGCUGGGUCCUAGACGGCUCUGGGUGACACCAGCCCCAUCUCCAGCCCUGAGUCGCCCAUGCUGAUGCCACCUUGGCUUGCAGCUGGGCCUGUGGUGCCGACAGGAGCUGUGUGGACAGUCCCACCCAGGAGGGGCCUCAGGGUAUGUGUGAGCAGUUUUGCAAACAGAACACAACCGCAAUGAUGGUAUUUUGAAAAGCAUUUUUUCCAUGUUCGUCGGGAAUCAGGAUUAUCGAGAGGUGGAGGAACCAAGUGGCUUCACUGUGGCGGUAAGAGGCCCACGACCACGGGAGUGAGAGCGGGUGCGGCGAGGCCCGGCUCCCCUGUGGUGUGACUGGCGUCCUGCCGUGGCCAAUAUUCUGGGUGGAUGGAACCGUGCCUGGCUGCGUUUGGUCAUAGAAACACCUGGUCUUCAGGGGGCUGAGCUGGAGUCUGAGCUGGGGCUGGCCGGGACAUGACAAGGUGGGACAGAGGCGGCCGCUCCGCUGCUCUUUUUUGGAAUGCGAGCUCCCACCAGAAGAAGGUUCCGGCACGAAUCCCAUCCCCACGUCUGGGCCGAGCGAGCAGACCAGGUCCGGAAGGUGUAGAGAGCCCCAACCCCCACAAGUCCCGGCCUCACUCAGCUCACAGGGCAUGCCAGGCGGCAACACCAGAAUCUUCCAGAAGCCCAGCUCCACCCGCACACACAGCUUCCCAUCCAGUCCUUCAACUCGAUUCUUACCUAACACGCAUUUCUGUUUGUUUUGAGACAAAACCACUACCUGUCAAAAGGCAGGUGGCUCCAGAGGGGACGAGACCCUCCUGCGCCCGCUCCGCCCUGGAGCCGCCCCCACGGGCUCCGCGUGCCACCUGCACGUGGGCUGUCUUCACAGGUCUGAUGCGGAAAUUCAAUCACGACGUCAACCAGGGCUUGAGAGCGCGCCAGCCUAAAGGCUCCUUAUCUCUAUUUAUUUUACCCAAUGCUAAUUGAGAAAGACUUUGACAAAACACAAAAUGGCAAUGUGAAGCUAAGAGCAGGACAAACAGUAAACAACACGCGCAGACUCUG
Messenger RNA from Chlorocebus sabaeus (green monkey), 6975 nucleotides. NCBI's taxonomy places the organism in Eukaryota, Metazoa, Chordata, Mammalia, Primates, Cercopithecidae. The record is from RefSeq and is a predicted model, not a curated record.